AAAUGGAUUCUUUCGAUGAUAUUCACGAAGCGGUUCUAAAAUAUUUAGAUAGAGGAAUUGUUUUAGUAAUUGCCGAUUUAUUGAGUUUAAUCACGGUGUCAUCAUGCCUGUUUAUCAAAGUACCUCAAAUCAAUACAAUACGUGAAAAUAAAUCUUCGAAAGGCAUUAGUAUUCUUGGAUUAUGUCUAGAACUUUUUAGCUAUACAGUUAUGAUGUCCUACAACUAUACAAAUCGUUAUGAGUUUUUAUCCUACAUGGAAUAUCCCAUUUUAUUAUUGCAAGAAUAUGUUCUCAUAUAUUUUGCAUUUAAAUAUCAAAAUCUACUUGGACUUCGAACAAAAAUUGUUGCUGUUUUAUAUGUCAUCAUAGCUGUACUUAUCUAUUUGAGGCUAUUCCCAUUGGUUAUUCUACAAUUUUUAGUGCCUUUCUGUACACCAAUCGGAGCAACAAGUAAAGUAUUACAAUUGAUCGCUAUCUUGCGUUCAAAAGAUGCCAGCUCAGUUAGCCGCACCACAUGGGCCUUAUCAGCCUUCACCAAUAUGACUCGCAUCUAUACUGUCUACGUGCAAUCUCAUGAUUGGAUGUUGUUAUCGAAUUUCCUGAUAUCAACAUUUUUAAGUUCAUCGGUAUUUUUGGCCGCCUGUGUUUACAAAAAGAAAACAAAGAAAGAAUAGAAACGAUAUACGCUGCACA
Musca vetustissima is the source of this 693-nucleotide messenger RNA. RefSeq names its product solute carrier family 66 member 3. The record is from RefSeq and is a predicted model, not a curated record. The transcript is spliced from 4 exons. NCBI's taxonomy places the organism in Eukaryota, Metazoa, Arthropoda, Insecta, Diptera, Muscidae. Bases 3 to 674 code for a protein of 223 amino acids.